GCAUCCUUGGGCAUCCUGUGCUGGCCUCGCUGCCCCCUCCUAGAUACGACUCUCGCAGCCCGUUGGCACGACAUGCAGCCUUUUGUCAAAGGAUAAUUUUACUUUUCAAGUUACCCAAGGAUAAUCAUUAGCUUACAAGCGGAUACACGUUGGAGUUGGGGGCUGAUUCUGAGAAGUGAUGUGGACCCACUGAUUUGAACCCAGAACUUGCUAGUACACAGCUCUUAGCCUCUGUGCUCUACAGUAAUGCCGUCUCUGGAUAUCUCUUCCAUACGUUUUGAUGCUGUGGAGAGGGUUUCGGGUUGAUAUGGAAGAGUUAUUGAAACAUACUUACCAGCCUGAAUAGGUGGAUAUUGGUGCCAUCUAUGGGAAAGGGAGUUGACUGUAAACUGAGAUGGCGUUACUACGCUUUAGCAUUGUGAACAGUCUCCCUUGGAAGAAAAGAGGCUCGCUUGCUCUGAAGCUUUUGUGUUUUACUCUUCCUGCAUUUGUAUUUUGUGAAUUUUUAAUUUAUUACAUGGUUAUAAUUCAGUGUAAUUGGCCACAGCUGAAAGCUCAGGCUCUACACAGUAGUGAACAGACUUCAGAUUCUGUCUUGAGAGCUAUAUUUUUAUCGGAUCCUCAUUUGCUUGGUGAAAUCAAUGGACACUGGUUGGACAAGUUAAGGAGAGAAUGGCAAAUGGAAAGAGCUUUCCAAACUGCCCUCUGGCUGCUACAGCCAGAAAUUGUUUUUAUCCUUGGGGAUAUCUUUGAUGAAGGCAAAUGGAGUUCUCCCCAGGCCUGGUUGGAAGAUGUAAGACGCUUCCAGAAAAUAUUUAGGCAUCCAGCCCACAUUGAACUAAUUGCUGUCGUUGGCAACCAUGACAUUGGCUUCCAUUAUGAAAUGACCACGUUCAAGUUAGACCGUUUUUUGAAACUUUUCAACUUUACUUCAGAAAAGCUGAUAACACGGAAAGGAAUAAAUUUUGUCAUGGUGAACAGUGUUGCUUUGGAGGGAGAUGGCUGUGUGAUCUGCAAGACAGCAGAGGCAAAACUCGCUGAGCUCUCUCACAAGCUCAACUGCUCAUUGAAGGAACAGAGUCAUCACAAACAAAGAUGCAGCAAUAUGGACAAGCUCCCAGCUUCAGCUCCAAUUCUAUUACAGCAUUAUCCUCUUUAUAGAAUAAGUGACUCAAAAUGCACAGGAGAAGAUUCUGUUCCUCUGGAAAAAAAGAAUAACCUCUUUAUAGAAAAGUAUGAUGUGCUUUCUCAGGAAGCUUCCCAAAAGUUGUUAUGGUGGUUUCAUCCGCGACUGAUUCUGAGUGGUCAUACCCAUAGUGGCUGUGAAGUGUUGCAUAAUGCGAAAGUGCCAGAAAUCAGUGUUCCAUCAUUCAGUUGGAGGAACAGAAACAAUCCGAGUUUCAUAAUGGGCAGCCUAACAUCGACAGACUUCUCCCUCUACAAAUGCUUUCUUCCAUUUGAGAACACGAUUAUUACUAUCUACUGUACAGCAGGAGCUGUGCUUGUGGUUGUCAUACUAGCUCACUUUAAGCUUCUCAUUUCCCCUUUUCGUUUUGUUCAGCAUUUAAUCACUAAGCAUAAAGCAGUAUGAAGAGUCAGACAUUUGAAAUCGGUCACUGACACACCAAAGCUAAAGAACAGUCUGUCAGACUACAUUCAUGCCAGCAAAUGCAUACUUGAAUUGCUAGCCCAAAGGCAGGUUGCCUUUACAUAUAGAAAGUCCUGUACAGUUGAUAUGACUUUUACUACAGGAUAAAUUAACUGAAUGCUUCAUGCUGUACAAAAAUAUUGUAUUCUACAAUCAAAUGAGUCAUUUUCUUGCUAAAGUUUUUUGUAUCAAAUAUGUAUAUUAAAAGUUUGUAACUGUACACUA
Hemicordylus capensis (graceful crag lizard) is the source of this 1873-nucleotide messenger RNA. It is a transcript of the gene MPPE1, whose product is annotated as metallophosphoesterase 1. Gene Ontology annotation, biological process: endoplasmic reticulum to Golgi vesicle-mediated transport; GPI anchor biosynthetic process. The record is from RefSeq and is a predicted model, not a curated record. The coding region runs from base 395 to 1591 and encodes 398 amino acids. The transcript has 11 exons. Gene Ontology annotation, molecular function: phosphoric diester hydrolase activity. NCBI's taxonomy places the organism in Eukaryota, Metazoa, Chordata, Lepidosauria, Squamata, Cordylidae. Gene Ontology annotation, cellular component: endoplasmic reticulum-Golgi intermediate compartment.